Messenger RNA from Jaculus jaculus (lesser Egyptian jerboa), 3709 nucleotides. RefSeq names its product polo like kinase 4 (gene Plk4). The transcript has 17 exons. The record is from RefSeq and is a predicted model, not a curated record. Bases 195 to 3026 code for a protein of 943 amino acids. NCBI's taxonomy places the organism in Eukaryota, Metazoa, Chordata, Mammalia, Rodentia, Dipodidae. Gene Ontology annotation, molecular function: ATP binding; protein kinase activity; protein binding. Gene Ontology annotation, biological process: protein phosphorylation.
GAGCGCGCGUUUGGCGCCCUGGCCCCGGGAAGGGUUGGAGGGGCCUUUCGGUGGCGUCGGCGUCGUCGCCGGGAGCGGCGGCCUAGACAGGACACCCUGAUGGGCGCCCAGACCGACCGGCUGCUUGGAGCGCUGCCUCGAAAGGACUGCGCGAGGAGGGCGAAUCCCGGGCGCUGCGGCCAGGGCCUGGGAACAUGGCGACGUGCAUCGGGGAGAAGAUCGAGGAUUUUAAGGUUGGCAGUCUUCUUGGGAAAGGAUCUUUCGCUGGUGUCUACAGAGCUGAAUCCAUUCACACUGGGUUGGAAGUUGCAAUCAAAAUGAUAGAUAAGAAAGCCAUGUACAAAGCUGGAAUGGUACAACGAGUCCAAAAUGAGGUGAAAAUACAUUGCCAGUUAAAACAUCCUUCUAUCUUAGAGCUUUAUAACUAUUUUGAAGAUAACAAUUAUGUAUAUCUGGUAUUAGAAAUGUGUCAUAAUGGAGAAAUGAAUAGAUUUCUAAAGAACAGAAUGAAACCUUUCUCAGAAAGUGAAGCUCGACACUUCAUGCACCAGAUUAUCACAGGAAUGUUAUAUCUUCAUUCUCAUGGUAUAUUACACCGGGAUCUCACGCUUUCCAACCUCUUACUUACUCGUAAUAUGAACAUAAAGAUAGCUGACUUUGGACUAGCAACUCAAUUGAAAAUGCCGCAUGAGAAGCACUAUACGCUGUGUGGAACUCCUAAUUACAUUUCGCCAGAAAUUGCAACUCGAAGUGCACAUGGACUUGAAUCUGAUAUUUGGUCAUUGGGUUGUAUGUUUUACACAUUACUUAUUGGAAGACCACCUUUUGACACAGAUACAGUCAAGAACACCUUGAAUAAGGUAGUGUUGGCAGAUUAUGAAAUGCCAGCUUUUUUGUCAAGAGAAGCUCAGGACCUUAUUCAUCAGUUACUUCGUAGAAAUCCAGCAGAUCGUUUAAGUUUGUCUUCAGUGUUAGACCAUCCUUUUAUGUCCCGAAAUUAUUCAGCAAAAAGUAAAGAUCUAGGAACUGUGGAAGACUCGAUUGAUAGUGGACAUGCUACAAUUUCUACUGCAGUUACAGCUUCUUCCAGUACCAGUAUGGGUGGUAGUCUGUUUGACAGACGGAGACUUUUAACUGGACAACCACUCCCAAAUAAAAUUACUGUAUUUCCAAAAAAUAAAAGUUCAAGUGACUUUUCUUUAGGAGAUGGAUGCAGUUUUUAUACUCAGUGGGGAAAUCAAGAGCACAAAACUAGUAAUAGUGGAAGAGGAAGAGUAAUUGUAGAUGCAGGGGAAAGGCCACAUUCUCGGUACCUUCGCAGAGCUCAUUCCUCCGAAAGGUCUAGCACUUCUAGUCCGUCUCAAGCAAAAACAUGCACAGUGGAACGGUGUCACUCUGUGGAAAUGCUUUCAAAGCCCAGAAGAUCACUGGAUGAAAAAGAAGGGCAGUGCUCAGCCACAAACAGCAAUGUCAGUGUUUUUCCCUUCUUUAAAGACAAGGCAUCCAGUAGUUCUGGAUCUUUUGAAAGACCUGAUAAUGAUCAAGCAGUCUCCAAUCAUCAUUGUCUAGGAAAAACUCCUUUUCCAUUUUCAGACCAGACACCUCAUAUAGAAAUGGUACAGCAGUGGUUUGGGAAUCUGCAACUGGAUGCUCAUUUCAGAGAAACUGCUGAGCACAACAUGUUUGGUUCAAACCAUGAUGUCCAAGCCCCCCCAGAUUUGCAGGGCACACCAAGAAAAGCAUGGAAUGAUACAAGAGCCAGCAAGCACUGUGACGCUCCUGAUGAUGCACACACUGUACAGCAGCUGGGUCCCAUGCAGUACAUGACAGGACUUCACAGUCAACCUGAAAUCAUUCACCAAGAACCUGGUUUUGGUUUAGAUCCUGUCUCUGAACAAAACAAAAGGAGUGUGGAGUCAUCAGUGGGUUAUCAAAAACAUACCUUACGAAGCAUUAUGUCUCCUUUGACUGCUCACAGACUAAAACCAAUCAGACAGAAAACCAGAAAGGCUGUGGUGAGCAUCCUUGAUUCAGAGGAAGUGUGUGUGGAGCUUCUCAAAGAGCAUAUGUCUGAAUAUGUGAAAGAAGUUCUUCAAAUAUCCAGCGAUGGGAAUAUGGUUACUGUUUAUUAUCCAAAUGAUGGAAGAGGUUUUCCUCUUGCUGAUAAACCACCCUCUCCUACUGACAACAUCAGUAGGUAUAGCUUUGACAGUUUACCAGAAAAAUACUGGCGAAAAUAUCAAUAUGCUUCCAGAUUUAUACAGCUUGUAAGAUCUAAAUCUCCCAAAAUCACUUAUUUUACAAGAUACGCUAAAUGUGUUUUGAUGGAGAAUUCUCCUGAUGCUGACUUUGAGGUUUGGUUUUAUGAUGGAGUAAAAAUACACAAAACAGAAGAUUUAAUUCAUGUGAUUGAAAAGACUGGAAAAUCUUACACUUUAAAAAAUGAACCAGAGGUUACCAGCUUGAAAGAGGAAAUGAAAUUCUAUAUGGACCAUGCAAAUGAGGGUCAUCGUAUUUGUUUAGCACUGGAAUCUAUAAUCUCAGAAGAGGAAAAAAGAAGUAGGAGUGCUUCCUUUUUCCCAAUGAUUGUAGGGAGAAAACCUGGUCAUGCUGGUUCGCCUAAAGCUCAAUCACUUCUGCCUUCUUUGGAUCCUGGCUGUUCCAGGACAGAGGGUCCAUCUUCACAUAAGGUCAUCACAGAUAGCGCCACUGUUCCAACACAGGCAUCAGCACCUAAUCCUUCUGUCAUUACAACUGAUGGGCCUGGCCAUACAGCUUCAGGAACAAGUGUAUAUUCUGGUCUAAAAGAUUGUCUUCCUAAAUCAGCACAACUUUUAAAAUCUGUUUUUGUGAAAAAUGUUGGUUGGGCUACACAGUUAACUAGUGGAGCCGUGUGGGUUCAGUUUAAUGAUGGUUCACAGUUGGUUGUACAAGCAGGAGUAUCUUCUAUCAGUUAUAUAUCACCAAAUGGUCAAACAACAAGACUUUAUUAUAAUAGAGAUGGAAAAGGGAAAAAGAGAAAGUGAUGAGCAUGAGAAGAGAAUGGGGGGCACACACCAGGUAUGGAGAAAAUGAAAAAUUACCAGACUACAUCAAACAGAAAUUACAGUGUCUGUCUUCUAUCCUUUUGAUGUUCUCUAGCUCAAGUCCUAGCCUUCUUUGAUUAAUAUUGUUUUGGUAUAUCUACCUUUAAUAAAUAAUGUUUGGUUGGCUUUCAAGUAAAGUGAUUUUUUAUUUAGAAAGUUUAACCUCAGAAAGCCGUUUUAUUAAACAGAACUUUGUACCAUACAUAUAAGCUGGGAGAACACAGAAUGAAAUUUUAGUUGCUCACCAAGUAUUAAUGGUCAUGAAGUAAAAAUAGGACACCAAAUUGUGUUUUGAGAACAUAAUAUUCCAAGACUUAAUGUGUUCAUAUAUUUGUACUGAACAAUAUUUUUAAAGCAGGAAUUGUGGUGUAUGGCAUAGUUGUGCCUUUGUUUCUUUUCCUUCUUGUCAGGCGUGUUGAGAAUCAUGGAUAAAACAUGUUUGGGAAAUCUGAAUAUGUAAAUAAUGUGUAUAUAUAUAUGACUAACAUGUAAACAUGUACAUUUGUUUUAUAUUUAUUUUUAUAGUGCCUGUGGCUGUUGAAACGUUUGUACAAAUGUAUUAAUGUAUUUUAUAAAAAAUAAUAAAUACAGUGCUAAGUUGCUUUAUCUUUUGAUUUACUUGA